AUGCUGACUUCAAUAAACCUAGUUUCGCGAAUGCAGGGAGCAAUGGCCACUUCGAAAACAUUGCGAUACGCACAAGUUGCUUGUGCUUGUAUUUGGUGUCUUUUCUCCGCUGGCAUUGUAUUUGGAUUUGCUGCUUUGAAGCCCAUUUUGAUUUCAGAAGGUGUUUACCACGAAUUGUGUGAUCCAGAAGACGGUGAUGGCUUGCUAUGUACUGCCCAAGACCUGAAGUUAAACUUCAUAUUUGCUCUGGGUGCCACUGUAACGAACGUCAUGGCUCUACCCGUGGGGAAGAUUCUCGAUAUAUAUGGACCUCGUGUUUGCGGUUUGAUCGGAUCAGGGUUCCUAUUCCUAGCGUGUGGUAAUUUCAUUUCUGCUAGACAUUUGACGUCUGUCUGGGACCCCUAUGUUGUGGGUUACACACUGUUGGCCAUUGCAGGCCCAUUUGUAUUCAUAUCAUGUUUCCAAUUGGCCAAUAGCUUCCCACAAAGAUCGGGGACUAUAUUGGCUUUAUUAACGGGAUCUUUUGAUUCAUCAUCUGCUUUGUUUUUGAUAUAUAGACUACUGUAUCAAAAUCGGUACCCUGAUCUACGUGUUUCCAAAUUUUUCACUAUUUAUUUAUUGGUGCCGUUGUUUAUCCUUGUCUGCCAACUUACUGUCAUGCCCCAUUCUUCCUACAAGACCGUAAACCACAUUGCCAAGAUUGCUGUGGAAGGCCUAGAUGAAAAUGGAAGGCUUGUUGAGGGCGAUACAGGAUCUAAUAUCAUUCCUGAUGAGCAGGAGCGUCAAGCGUUGAUUGCAAUGGAGGAGGACGAAGAGGGUAGGACGCCUAACGUCACACCAAGGAGAAGGAAAUCAGUACUUGAAACUUAUGUUGAAGGAAAACUGCAGAAAAAAUCCGGAGGUAUAUUUGGGGUCCUGCAUGGGAAAUCUGCCUUAGAGCAGAUAAAAAGUCCGUGGUUUUAUUUAAUGCUUUUAUUUGCACUUGUUGCCAUGCUAAGAAUAAACUAUUUUAUCGCUACCGUCAGAACUCAAGAAGAAUAUCUGUUGAAUGAUAGGAAGCUCGCACUAAAAUUGAACUCUAUUUUCGAUGUGUUGCUUCCAAUUGGUGGCGUUGUUUCUAUACCGUUCAUCGGGUUGCUCUUGGAUCAUACAGAUACUUUAACCACUCUUACAGUAUUAUUCACUACUUCUACUGCCAUAGGUAUAUUCGGGUUGAUUCCAAAUUCUUUCACCUUUAAUCUAAUAGGGAUAGCCCUCCUGGUAGUAUAUAGACCAUUCUAUUACACUGUUGUUUCCGACUAUUCUUCCAAGGUUUUUGGAUUCGACACAUUUGGUACUGUUUAUGGAUUACUGUCUUGUGUUUGUGGGAUUUUCAACAUGGGCCAAAAUUUAUUAGAUAAAUGGACGCAUACCACAUUCAACAUGAACCCAUUCCCUAUAAAUCUUGUCUUGGUAAUUUUCACCAUCGUAUUUUCACUAACCAUUACAUUUUUUAUUAGGGCGCAGAUCUUGCAUAAGCCUAGGGAAGAAAGAGUACUGUCCUCAGACUAUCAAUCUAUUUAA
Messenger RNA from Saccharomyces eubayanus, 1563 nucleotides. RefSeq names its product Fmp42p (gene FMP42). Gene Ontology annotation, cellular component: fungal-type vacuole membrane. The coding region runs from base 1 to 1563 and encodes 520 amino acids. NCBI's taxonomy places the organism in Eukaryota, Fungi, Ascomycota, Saccharomycetes, Saccharomycetales, Saccharomycetaceae. The transcript has a single exon. The record is from RefSeq and is a predicted model, not a curated record.